Amborella trichopoda is the source of this 1603-nucleotide messenger RNA. RefSeq names its product MAP kinase kinase 2 (gene MKK2). Gene Ontology annotation, molecular function: MAP kinase kinase activity; ATP binding. The record is from RefSeq and is a predicted model, not a curated record. Lineage: Eukaryota; Viridiplantae; Streptophyta; Magnoliopsida; Amborellales; Amborellaceae. Gene Ontology annotation, biological process: protein phosphorylation; MAPK cascade.
ACUAUAUGCAAUUUUACUAAAUUAUCCUUGGCGAUUUUAGCGUCUCCACCAACCCCAGCUGCCGGCCCUCGAUUUCUCUCUGCACAUGCUGCUGAAUUCAGGGAAAGAAAGUCAGAAAUAAAGUUUUAAAGAGAGAAAAUUAAAUGGCUGGAAAGUUUAGACAGAGACAGAGACAGAGACAGAGACAGAGGGGAAAAAAUGAUGAGUGUUUGAACUUUGAAGAGAGAGUUUCAGAGUAAAGUUUUUUCCAUUUCUCUUACUUUUGAACUGCAGCGAUGCUUUAGGAUCAAAUCCAGCCAUGAAGAAGGCUCCACUGAACAAGCUGCCCCUGACGCUCUCGCUUCCUACACCGGAAGUCUCCUACUCCAAAUUCCUCACUGCAAGUGGAACUUUCAGGGAUGGGGAUCUCUUUGUAAACAAGGACGGUCUCCGCAUAGUCCCUCAAGAUGAAAAUGAUCAUCCACCGCCUAUCCAGCCAUUGGACAACCAAUUGACAUUGGCAGAUUUAGACACCAUUAAAGUGAUUGGAAAGGGUAGUGGGGGCAUUGUGCAACUUGUUCGCCACAAGUGGACAGGGCAGUUUUUUGCAUUAAAGAUUAUUCAAAUGAACAUUCAAGAAACUGUUCGGAGGCAAAUUGUGCAGGAGCUGAAGAUAAAUCAGGCUUCUCAAUGUCCACAUGUUGUGGUGUGUUACCAUUGUUUUUAUGACAAUGGUGUCAUCUCUAUAGUCUUGGAGUACAUGGAUGGUGGUUCUCUUGCUGACUUUAUAAAGAAAGUUAGACGUAUGCCAGAGCCAUAUCUUGCUGCCAUUUGUAAGCAGGUUCUUAAUGGUAUGAUUUAUCUCCAUCAUGAGAAGCACAUCAUUCACAGGGACAUAAAACCAUCUAACUUACUGGUCAAUCAUAGAGGUGAAGUCAAGAUAACAGAUUUUGGUGUCAGUGCUGUGUUAACAAGUACCACUGGCGAGCGUGACACGUUUGUUGGGACGUACAGUUAUAUGUCUCCAGAACGGAUCAGUGGGGGCUCAUAUGGUUAUAAAAGUGAUAUCUGGAGCUUGGGAAUAGUCAUGCUGGAGUGUGCAACUGGCUCUUUUGCAUAUGUACCACCUAAUCCAGAGGAAGGAUGGACUAAUUUUUAUGAGCUUUUGGAGACAAUUGUUGAUGAGCCUGCACCAUGUGCACCUUCUGAUCAGUUCUCACCUGAGUUCUGUUCUUUCAUUUCAUCAUGUGUACAGAAAGAUGCAAAGGAUCGACCAUCUGCUCAAGAGCUCAGGGAGCACCCUUUCAUUGCUAAAUAUGAUGAUUGGAACAUUGAUCUAGCCUCCUAUUUCACUAGUGUGGGAUCUCCGCUAGCUACGUUCUGAACCUCAAAUCUGUUUUUUAUGUAUUGCCAUCUGUUUUUGAUGUAACCAACCUUUCGAGUGAGACUUACAUUUGAUAUUAGCUCAAUAAGAGAUGAGGAAGAACAUAUUGUUUGGUUCAUGCUCAGAUUCUUUAUUAAUGAUGCAUGUAACUUGGUGCGGUUAUCUUUCUAUAGUUUAUAAGUUUUUGCUAUUUUGCGACAAGGGCAAUAAUAUUACAUCCUUCUUGUUUUUACUGUAACA